Nicotiana tabacum (common tobacco) is the source of this 1257-nucleotide messenger RNA. NCBI's taxonomy places the organism in Eukaryota, Viridiplantae, Streptophyta, Magnoliopsida, Solanales, Solanaceae. The record is from RefSeq and is a predicted model, not a curated record.
AUGGUCAUUAAUGUUUUGGUGAAUUCUCUGAGAGGUAGUAUGUUUCUUGAAUCUUAUGAUGCUAGUGACUCCUCAACCAAUUCCAAUAAAAUGUUCAACUUGUUUGAGAAGACAAUAUUUAAAGUUGGACCGGAAAAUGUGGUUCAAGUUGUUACUGAUAACGCAAGUGAGAAUAAAAAAGCGGGUGACAUGUUGAAAGGAGUUUUCCCAAAUAUUUAUUGGACUCCUUGUGCUGCACAUUGUAUCAACUUGGUGUUUGGUGACAUUUUCAAGUUAGCCCCAUAUUCUAUCGUUUUUGCUAAGGCAAUCAAGAUACAUUCUUACAUUAGUCAAAGGCCGUUGUUGUUGAACAUGAUGAGAAGAUACACAAAACAAAGAAAUUUGGUGAAAUCGGCUAAGACAAGAUUCGCAACAGCUAUCUUGACCUUGCAUAGCUUUUACCUACAAAAGCAAAAUUUGCGAACCUUGUUCUUGUCAACCGAAUGGAGUGAGAGUAUCUAUGCAAAGGAAGCUCUUGGGAAAGAAGUUGCGAGAUUUAUUAUUGGUCCAUAUUUUUGGAAUGACACUGUUCAAGCACUUAAAGUUGCCAUGGAUAGAGCUAAAGAAGCUAUUGAGAAGGCAUUUGAUCAUGAUAGGAGGAAAUAUGAGAGAGUGUUUGAAAUCAUUGAUAAAAGGUGGGAUGAUCAGCUUCAUCAACCUUUACAUGCAGCAGGGCAUAUUUUGAAACCCGGAUUGUUUUACACAAACAAUGAGAACAAAACUUUAGAUUUAAACAUUUGGAAGGGGUAUCAUGCAUGUGUUGCGAAGUUGGUGCCAGAUGAAGCGAUGCAAGAUAGGAUUCAUACUAAGAAGAGGAACAGGCUUGAGCUAAAGAAACUCAAUGAUCUCGUGUUCGUAAAAUAUAAUAGAACAUUGGCUCAUCGUUACAAAGCUCGCAAUAUCAUUGAUCCAAUUUUAUUGGAUAACAUUGAUGAAGCAAAUGAAUGGUUAACCGGAGGCCCCGAAAAUCAUGAAGAAGAAGAAGUGUUUGAAGGAGAAGGUCUCACUUUUGGUCAUGUUGCUAUGGCAAGUGGAGUUGAAGAGAAUGUUUAUGGUUUUAGGGGAAGUACUUUAAGGACCAAAGAAAGAGUAUCUCCAAGUACAAGUACAUGUACAAGUAGAACCCUAAUUAAUGAAGCCUCUGAUGAAGAAGAUGACCAAUAUAAUAACUCGAACAUGAUGACACUUCAAGAGUUUGGAGAUCUUGUUGAAGAAUAG